Messenger RNA from Drosophila novamexicana, 2193 nucleotides. It is a transcript of the gene Ugt36D1, whose product is annotated as UDP-glucuronosyltransferase 1-2. Gene Ontology annotation, molecular function: UDP-glycosyltransferase activity. The transcript is spliced from 5 exons. The coding region runs from base 152 to 1711 and encodes 519 amino acids. The record is from RefSeq and is a predicted model, not a curated record. Lineage: Eukaryota; Metazoa; Arthropoda; Insecta; Diptera; Drosophilidae.
AGUCGCUCGACAACAGCGAAGCGCGUAACAAUAGUUUAUAUCGUGUUGCUUUUUGCUUCGAUAAUUUAAUUGAGCCUCGCAUUUUUAGUGAAUUUGAGUGCUGCUCAAUUCGCAGCCGCAAUUAGCGUCAUUUCGCCACAGCUUUGAGACAAUGCUGCUGCUGCUGCUCCGCCCGCUGCUGGCAGCGCUGCUGACGCUGCUCUGCGUUCAAGUGGACGCCGGCCGCCCGCUGAAAGUUCUCGGCCUGUUCCCGCAUCCCGGCGUCAGCCAUUUUCACUUCUUUCAGCCCAUAAUGCACGCCUUGGCCGAGGCAGGCCACGAUGUUAGCGUGGUUAGCCAUUUUCCGGCUAAAAACCCGCCCAUACGCUACAAGGAUUUUCCGCUAACGGGCACGGAGAAGCUAACGAACAGCGUGGACUUGAAGUUCUUCGAGAAGCGACCUUUCUACAAUCAUUUUAUUGAGUUCUUUCUGCUGCACGAGUGGGGCAAAGAGGCAUGCAACUUGACGCUGCGCUCGGAGGCCUUGCAGACGGUGCUCAAGCGUAAGGCUGGCUACUAUGACGUCAUCGUUCUGGAGCAGUUCAAUACGGACUGCAUGAUGGGCGUGGCACAUCAGCUGCAAGCACCAGUAGUCGCCUUGAGCAGCUGCGCCAUGAUGCCCUGGCACUACGAACGCAUGGGCGUCCCAAUCAUACCCUCCUAUAUUCCAGCUUUAUUCAUGGGUCAAUCGCAGGACAUGAACUUUGGCGGCCGUUUGGCCAACUGGUUCAGUUUCCAUACACUCAACUGGUUGUACAAACUCGUCUCCAUACCCGCUGCGGAUGCGCUGGUGCAGUACAAGUUUGGCCACGAUGUGCCCUCGGUGGGCGAACUGGUGAAGAACACCUCCGUCUACUUUGUGAAUCAACACUAUUCGCUGAGCGGUGCAAAGCCGUUGCCGCCGAACGUCAUCGAGCUGGGCGGCCUGCACAUCCAGAAGGCCAAUCCGCUGAGCGCCGAGCUGCAGCGUCUGCUCGACAAUGCCGAGCAUGGCGUCAUACUCAUCAGCUGGGGCUCCAUGAUACGCGCCAAUUCGCUGUCGCCGGAGAAGCGCGACGGUAUUGUGCGCGCCGUUGCCCGACUGAAGCAGCAGGUCAUCUGGAAGUGGGAGAACGAGACGCUGGCCAAUAUGCCGCCAAAUAUGCACAUCAUGAAGUGGCUGCCACAGCGCGAUAUACUCUGUCAUCCCAAUGUCAAGGUGUUCAUGACCCAUGCCGGCCUCAUGGGCAGCUCCGAGGCGGCCUAUUGUGGUGUGCCCGUUGUGGCCACGCCCAUGUAUGGUGAUCAGUUCCUAAACGCGGCCGCCCUGGUGCAGCGUAAUAUGGGCGUGCUGCUGCACUACGAGGACAUUGGCGAGAAUACCGUACUGAAGGCCCUGAAACGUGCUCUGGACAAGAAGUACGCGGAUGCUGCUAAGCUAGUCGCGCACUCCUUCAAGUAUAGACCGCAACAGGCGCUGCAGACGGCCCUCUGGUGGGUGGAGCAUGUGGGUCACACUGGUGGGAAUCCGCUGCUGAAAUCCAGCGCCGUGGAGCUGUCACGUUUUGUCUACUACUCGCUGGACUGCUAUGCGACAGUUGGUAUCAUUUUGGCCAUUGUGAUUGCCAGCUGGGUGGCCCUCAUAAGACGCUGUCGCGCCAAGCGACCGGAACAGAAGAACAAAAGGGAUUAAAUCGAUUUGAUCCUUAGCUUAGUCUAUGUGAUAUUUUCCAUGUGAACGUCUGUUAGUGUUCCAUUUUAGUUUAGUGACUCCCGCUCCUAAAAAUUUAGAUAUAAAGUUGGAAAUGUUGUGCUUAUACUUUUAGCUUGUAUCUAAAGAAUGUUAGAUAUGGGAUAUGGGUUAAACACUUGAGGUGUCCAAAAGAAACCUAAAAAAUAAUCUAUAAACAUGUAUAGACUGGAGUACUUGUCCAAAAAGAAAUCUAAGAUCAGUUGAAAGACAAUAUAAAUGUUUAUAUGACCACAUAGAAAUGUUUAUAUUUGAUCUUUGCAUUAAUAUUCAAAGGGUCAAGUUUUUUGGAGUACUUAAUCGGCUCUGUAGAAAAUUGAAUAUUCAAAAUUAUUUAAUUAAUAUUUAUAUUUUAUGUAAUUGAUUCGAAUUUAAGCAUUAAUAUUAAUGCAGAAAUAAAUUUUGCUGUCUCAGCGCUUUUUAAA